Molecule: messenger RNA, 824 nt
Organism: Papaver somniferum (opium poppy)
Lineage: Eukaryota; Viridiplantae; Streptophyta; Magnoliopsida; Ranunculales; Papaveraceae
Exons: 4
Coding region: 75-674 (199 amino acids)
Source: RefSeq, a predicted model, not a curated record
UCUUAACCAAUAUUAUAAUUUGAUCCAAACUAUAGGCUUCCGCUACGUUAGAGAGAGAGAUAAAGGUAAAAACGAUGGUGGUUCUGCGUACAAGUUCAAAGGGAUUGUGCGGCACUUCUUCAUCUAACUCCUAUAAUUUACGUUCGAGGAAAGUAUCUGAUCCUUCAUUUGAUGGCUCUAAACGUUUGUGUUCAAGGGUUGGUCCUGUCAGGCCUAAAGCUAAACCUAAAGCUAAGCCGAGAAAGGAAAGUAAGCACACAUCUAAAGACGGUGGUGAUGAUGAUGAAGAAAGGAAGUAUGCAACCGAUGCCAUGAGUUUCUAUAACAAAGAAAAGGGUACAAAAUAUGAGCUGGUGAAGCCUGGUUGCGUUACAUCUGCGUUUCUAAGGUCAUGCUUUCUUCACCAUAUCAACUUCACGGCCAAGAAGGCUGAUGUUGCUGAUGCUCCAGAAGAGAUGUUUUUUGCUGAACUGAAAACUACCUACAAGGUUCGUGUUGUCGAGCUUUGCAAAUCCAUGGGGCCAGAAAGCUUAAUUACAGGAGAUAAAACCAAUGGGUGCUCUUACUGCAACAAGUAUGGCUAUGUUCAGCAUCCAAAGGACGGAGGAUUCACGGCAGGAGAAUUUAUGAAUUAUUCAGAAUGGGAGAAAAACCAUGAUUCCUUGACUUGUUGACAGUGAACUUUUUAUGUCAGUUGUGUGUAUUGAAACUUAGUUUAGAGCGUUGAAAAACCAUGAUUCCUCUGAAUGAAAACUUGGCCUCUGUACUGGUUGUGUAUUAGGCUUCUAUAUCGUCUAAUGUUAUUUUACAUCGUGCAUCUUUCA